CCUGGGCAACCUGCAGGGGACCCAACACACUACAGCCACCCGCCCUGCCUGUCCCAACCAGCACAGCCCUCACGUCCCUUGACGCCACCAUCUGGCUGGGCCUCCACCCCUACUGGCCAUGGAGGUUUCCAGACCUCCCCCAGCCCUGGGAGGGGGCUGUCUCAGGACCCUGACCACUCUGCUGCUUCUGGUUUCCACAGCCACCACCCUCAAUGCCGCCAAGAUUCCUGUGUCCCCAGACUGCGGGAAGCCCCAACAGCUGAACCGAAUCGUGGGUGGCCAGGACAGUGUGGAUGCUGAGUGGCCCUGGGUUGUGAGCAUCCAGAAGAACGGCACCCACCACUGUGCAGGCUCCCUGCUCACCAACCGCUGGGUGGUCACUGCAGCCCACUGUUUCAAGGGCAAUCUGAACAAGCCAUCCCUGUUCUCAGUGCUACUGGGGGCCUGGCAAUUGGAGAACCCUGGCCCUCGGUCCCAGGAUGUGGGUAUCGCUUGGGUGCUGCCCCACCCUGGGUACUCCUGGAAGGAUGGGACCCGUGCAGAUAUUGCCCUGGUGCGCCUUGAACACUCCAUCCAGUUCUCUGAGCGAAUCCUGCCCAUCUGCCUACCUGAUUCUUCUGUCCAUUUCCCUCCGAACACCGACUGCUGGAUUGCAGGCUGGGGGAGCAUCCACGAAGGAGUGCCCCUGCCACGCCCUCAGAUCCUGCAGAAGCUGAAGGUGCCCAUCAUCCAUUCGGACCUCUGCAGCAGCCUGUACUGGCGCGGCGCGGGGCAGGAGACCAUCACCGAGGACAUGCUGUGCGCUGGUUACCUGGAAGGGGAGCGGGAUGCCUGUCUGGGCGACUCUGGCGGCCCCCUGAUGUGCCAGGUGGACGGCUCCUGGCUGCUGGCGGGAAUCAUUAGCUGGGGCGAGGGCUGCGCGGAGCGCAACCGGCCGGGCGUCUACACCAGUCUCCCUGCCCACAGCUCCUGGGUGGAGAGGGUAGUGCAAGGGGUGCAGUUCCGCGGGCGCUCGCCGGGUAGCGGGGCCCGCAGGGAGCCGAGCGCGGAUUUCCCAGUCGCUGGGCGCUCCUAGGGCGCUGGCACAAGUCGGGUGGGGUCUGGAGACCCGCGGCCGCCGGCGGCUUCCUGCGUUGUAAAUAAGCCAUCUACCUCUGAGGGGCGCUCGCGGCUGGCGCGGGAGGGCUAGCCACGCCCACCGCGCCAGGCUCCGCCCCCGGGCCGCCGGCGUCCUCUGUAUAUACGUGUUAAUGGUUUUUACAGUUGUUUGUAACUCUGCCCACAUAUUUAUUCUUCCAGUUUCAAUAAAUUAUUUAUUGUCCAGUU
This is a messenger RNA of Marmota monax (woodchuck), 1326 nucleotides long. RefSeq names its product serine protease 22 (gene Prss22). The coding region runs from base 119 to 1075 and encodes 318 amino acids. The record is from RefSeq and is a predicted model, not a curated record. Gene Ontology annotation, biological process: proteolysis. NCBI's taxonomy places the organism in Eukaryota, Metazoa, Chordata, Mammalia, Rodentia, Sciuridae. The transcript is spliced from 6 exons. Gene Ontology annotation, molecular function: serine-type endopeptidase activity.